GAUCAGUGUGUGGGAAAGUUUUUGAUUUCAUAAUGGGGUUAUUCGGGAAAACACAGGAAAAACCUCCCAAAGACCUUAUCAAUGAAUGGUCGCUCAAAAUUCGGAAGGAAAUGCGCGUGAUUGAUAGGCAGAUUCGAGACAUACAGAGGGAGGAGGAGAAAGUGAAGAGAUCAAUCAAAGAUGCUGCAAAAAAAGGACAAAGAGAUGUUUGUAUUGUUCUGGCUAAAGAGAUGAUUCAGUCAAAAAAGGCUGUCAGCAAACUCUAUGCCUCUAAAGCCCAGAUGAACUCUGUCCUUCUCAGCAUGAAGAAUCAGUUGGCUGUUGUUCGGGUGGCUGGUGCACUGCAGAAGAGCACAGACGUCAUGAAAGCCAUGCAGAAUCUAGUUAAAAUCCCUGAGAUCCAGGCCACCAUGAGAGAUCUCUCCAAGGAGAUGAUGAAGGCUGGCAUUAUAGAAGAGAUGCUGGACGACACAUUUGAGAGUAUGGAGGAUGAUGAGGAGAUGGAGGAAGCAGCAGAGGCUGAGGUUGACAACAUCCUCUUUGAGAUCACAGCAGGUGCCCUCGGAAAAGCUCCCAGCAAAGUUGUAGAUCCCCUCCCAGAGCCUGAGCCGGUCGGUGCCACAGCAGCGGUGGAGGAUGAAGAGGAGGAAGAGGACAUUGAGGAAAUGCAGUCUCGACUAGCUGCCUUAAGGAGCUAAAAAGGCUUUCUCUGUCCACUUUAAUUACCGUCAGGCAUUUACGGAGGCCUCAUCUCAUUUCUCUCUUAAUCAUCUUCUCUUUUCAUUUCCUUUUCUUUGUGAGCACUGACCUGUGUGGACUCAAUGGGUUAUAGCAAGCUGUGUAUUUUACUGUACUCUAUUGACUCAGUUUAUUUAGGAUUUAGAUCACAAAGUAAAGGAGAUUGGGGGAAGUAUUGAUUUUUAUCCAAGAAAGGGCUAAAGAAUGGAUACAGUGGAGUGGUUUAUAUUAAAACACAUAAAGCUUUCCUGGCACACUGGUUCCAGCAUGACAGAUGGUGAAUGGAUAUUUUGAUUGAUUAACUUUUAAAAAAAGACUUUUUAUGAGAGAAGCCCAUAAUCAUUUCUUUAAACGGAAAUAUCAGUCUAGUCCAUUUUGAAUAUGUGGCUAUAUCCAUGCACACCCAGCCCUUGGACAUGCUGUACAGUACAGAGGUGUAUUGGUGUUGGUUUGUCUGUCCUUUUCAUUUCUCUUAUGGUUCUUUGUUUCUAGGAUGGGGGCUAUGGUAGACCCUUAUACUUCUUCUAGCUGAUCACCUAUGAUACAUUGGCAAGAGGAGUCUGUUGUAAAUCUUGUAAGAAAAAGAUAUAUUUAAAAGAAAUGGCCAAUGUGUAUUUUGUAUGU
Molecule: messenger RNA, 1362 nt
Organism: Chanos chanos (milkfish)
Lineage: Eukaryota; Metazoa; Chordata; Actinopteri; Gonorynchiformes; Chanidae
Gene: chmp3
Product: charged multivesicular body protein 3
Exons: 6
Coding region: 33-698 (221 amino acids)
Biological process (GO): vacuolar transport
Source: RefSeq, a predicted model, not a curated record